CAGUAUUUGUAUGCAGCAUGCCAUUCUAGCAAAGCUCCAAGGGUGAAGCUGACUGUUACUCCAUCAACGAAUAAAGAUGAGUUUCUUCAUUUUUCUGCUUUUCGGUGUAUUUCUCAAUACAGUGGUAUCUGAGAAUUCCAAGAGGAUCUUAAUACAUAAAAAUGUCACAGGUGUGCUGGGUAAAGAAGCUGUCUUCCAAUGUGAAUAUACCGGAAUGGAAAAUGUAUCAUAUUCCAACUGGUUUACAAAAACAGAUACAACAAAAGUCAAAGUGGUUGGCUAUAAUGAAAAGGUCUAUGUAAAUAACAAACGCUUUAGUUAUCCACAGUCUAACAAAAACCUCACUGUCAAGAUUACUAGAACUCAGCUUGAAGAUGAAAAUAUAUAUAUUUGUGCUUUCUCUACUGCUGCACAAGAACUGGAAGAAACACUUUAUCUCACGGUUUUAGUUCCCCCAGAUGUCUACAUAUCCAGCUCAGCACAAACAGAAAAUGAAGAUGAGUAUCAAUCUAUUGAAUGCACAGCCUUCAAUUCCAAACCAGCCGCUAAUAUCUCCUGGGUUGUAUCUGGCCUCAUUGCGGACAGCAUUACACAAACAAUAAAUAAACACCUAAAUGGCACAUUCACCCAGAGGAGUGUAUAUAGAUUCCCUACCUAUUUACAUGAAGGAAAGGAUAUAACUUGUAUGGUAGACCACCCAACAUUUACUGAGGUAAAGACGAUGAUGAUACAAGUGCCAUCCUACACUGUCCCAAACAUGACCGUUCAAAUAUAUACAACAAAUGAAAAUGAAACUGAAUAUAAAACUAUUGAAUGCACAGCAGCUAAAGGCAAACCAGCAGCAAAGAUCACAUGGGUCCUCCCUGAAAAUAAAAGUGGGGAAAUCAACUAUGGUAUUACAGCAGACAAUGGGACUGAGACAGUUACCAGCACAUAUCGAUUUCCAGCACAUCUGCAUGAGGGGCAGAGCAUCAAUUGUGUAAUAGAACACCCUAAACUUGCCAUCAAAGAGGUGAAAACCGUAUCACUUCCAGCUUAUUACCUUUCCUCUAUGCAUGUGCGGGACGGAGAAACUGUAAACAAACCAAAUCCCACUGAAAAUGAGGUCAUGUACAGAGUAGUGCUGAAAGUGGGUCAGCGUAAUCAAACCAUUGUGAUAGAAGUUGAAGGAAAUGUACCCCGCUACACACUGAAAUGCAUCAAACAGAAUGAUUCACUUCCACUUGACAUAAAAGUGGUGAAAAAUGGCAUUUUUUUUGAAGGACCAAUUAAGGAAAGUCAUUCGGGGAUUUUAAUUUGUAUUGCUUCCUACCAUGGCCAUCAACUGUCAGUCCCAGUGGAAAUACAGGUCUAUUCAGAAAAGCCAGUUCCACCCAACAUUAGCACUCUGGUGUUCGAUGAAGCAGAACAUAAAGUCAUUAGGUGCAUAGCAGCCAACAGCAAACCAGCAGCAAGGAUCACUUGGAAUCUGCCUGGAAACCUUCCUGGAGAUGUGAUGUAUAACAGCGCAUUUGAAAAUGGAACACACACGGUUAUUGGUGAUGUUAGCAUUUCAGCUGACUUGCCUGAGGAACACAAUAUCACUUGUGUGAUUGAACACCCAGCCUUUGAAGCUCCAGAGACCAGGAUAAUACACAUUCCUACAUCCUUAGUUCCCCCAAACAUUAGUUUUAUGGUAUUAGACGAAACAGAACAAAAAGUAAUUCAGUGCAUAGCAGCCAAUAGCAAACCAGCAGCAAGGAUCACCUGGAAUCUGCCUGGAAACCUUCCUAAAGAAAUAAUGUAUAACAGUACAUUUCGAAAUGGCACAUACACUGCAAUUAGUGCUUUUAGGCUUUCUGCAUACUUGCCUGAGGAGCACAAUGUCACUUGUGUGAUCGAACACCCAGCACUUCAUGAUCCAGAGACCAGGACAAUACACAUUCCUCCAUGCUUUCCACCCCAUAUUACCGUACAGAGUGUGACAGAAAACAAAAAAGACAAAGAAUACACAACUGUUGAAUGUGUAGCAACUACCAGCAAACCUGCUGCGAAUGUUACUUUGAUUUUACCAAGCAACAAUACUAGACAACUGCAAACUGCAAAACACAGUCACAAGAAUGGAACUGAGUCAAUGGCAUGUAAAUACACAUUUCCUUCUUACUUACAUUCUGGGCAAACCAUAACCUGUGUGGUAAAUCACCCAUCACUUGCUGACACAGUCAAGAGAAACAUAAGCAUUCCUUCAUACAAUCCAAAUAUUAUCAUUAAAAUUUUUUUGGCUACACCAAAAAACACACAAAAUAGAUUAGCUGUAUGCCAGUCCAUUGGGAGUCCAACUGGAAAAAUCUCUUGGGUCCUACCAAAGAAUAAUACUGGGAAUAUAACAUACAAAUAUGAAAAUGGAACAGGAAUGCUUACCAGUAUCUAUGAAUUUCCAUUUGCCCUACAUGAAGGGCAGAACAUAACUUGUGUUAUUAAUCAUGGAGAGCGUCUGGCUACAGAGAAAAGGAUAAUACACAUACCUCAGUACUAUAUUUCUUCCAUAAAAGUAUUACAUGAAAGUCGAAUGAAUGGCAAAGUAAUCCUGCAGAGGGGUCGUCCAAACCAGACAAUUGAACUGAAAGUGAAUGGCAAUGUACCACUGUACCGUUUAGAAUGUAGGAGGAUGCAUGGUGUGUCUCCUGUGAAACUGCUGGGAAAUGUACUGUUCUUUGAAGGGCCUUUUAAGGAAAGUCAGUCUGGAAUAUACAUCUGUGAGGCAUCGUACUACCAUCAUCGAGCUUCUGUUCAGAUUGAUGUUAGAAUUACCUCAGAAGACAGAUCCUGGGAGUAUAUCCUGAUAUGUUUUUCAGCAGCAACAGGACUCACCAUAAUUGCAACAGUUUUUAUCUGCAUCAUUAUCAAAGUCUGUAAAGAACCCAGUCAAGAUCAUCCUAAAUCUAAGAAUUCUUCCAGUAACAAUUCAGGAGAUUCUAUGGAACACCUCACCCGCAUCAUGCUUGAGCAAAAAUCACCUGCAUUACAAAAGAUGCAUGCAAAAGAGAAGCAAGAAGAAUAUACAGAACUUGUACAUUACUCAAUAGUCAUUGACCUGAAAACUUAUGUUUAAAAAAUAAUGUGAUGGUAUUGUACUUAUUAUGGAUAAGCCACUUUGGAGAAUAGUCAAAUGAAACGUGAGACAAGAACCAUAUAUGUGCAAUUUUUAAUAUAUAUUAUUAUUUGUUUAUUUAGCAGACGCCUUUAUCCAAGGCGACUUACAGAGACUAGGGUGUGUGAACUAUGCAUCAGCUGCAGAGUCACUUACAAUUACGUCUCACCUGAAAGACGGAGCACAAGGAGGUUAAGUGACUUGCUCAGGAUCACACAGUGAGUCAGUGGCUGAGGCUGGAUUUGAGCUGGGGACCUCCUAGUUACAAACCCUGUUCUUUAACCACUGGACCACACAGCCUCCUUGGCCUCCUUAUAUACUGUAUAUAUAAAGGAAAUUCCAAUGUUUCAUUAUAUGCACAUUUACCUUUCUGUAAACAAAAAUGAACUCUCAAAAAAAGAUUCAAAAGAUAACACAAUCUCAAAAACAUGUCCAGUAUGAUGGAAAAAGUUGCCUUUCUGGAUAUUUCCUAUCAGGAAGCUUGAAGUUUCAGUAAUAGAUUCAAAGAUAAAAAAUAAAAAAACAUCAGUUAAAAUCAGACUUUUUUCUACCAACAGAAACUUUUUAUUUUUUUAUAUUACCCUAUAUUAUUGCUUUAUUUUGUUUGUAGAAUAUAGUUUUAUCUAAGCUGGGUUUACGCCAGAACAAUAUUGUUGUUCAACUAGUUGCACAAAACGCAUCCACACAUUAUUUAUUGGGUGUAGUAGCCAACUGCAGAGAAGCUGGAUAACAGGCAUUCAGAAGAUGGUACAGGUCAAAGUGGCAUGUGCUGGUGCCUCAAAAAUGGAUACAUUAUAUUGUAAUGAAUGUAAUAUGACUGUAAAAGAGUCAGGCUGCUUAAGUGGAGCAGAAGGACAUGCCUUGACUGUGUGCAUAUAUACACCAAGAACCAUCACACAUUUCAGUUCACAAGAACUCGCUUUUUAAAUGCAACAUGAUGAGCUUCCAUGACCAAGCUUAUCACAUUUAGCAUAUUUGUUUAGUUCAUGCUUGAAAUCUUAGAUUUUUAUUUUUUGAUUUUUUUUCUUACAUUUGUUUUACUUCAAAAAAGGUAUACUGAAUUUGAUUUUACCUACAAUUAUCUUUUUUCUAUUAAAAAAUUCGGGGUUUGGGGGUCCCCGAGUUGCUCAGCUGGUAAAAGCAGGUGUGCUGGGUGAGUCAUAUAGAGAGGGGAGCGCAGGAUUGUUCUGGGUACGCAAAGUUGCAAACCUUCGAUAGACAUUCAACAGAGAACUUCGCAUUUGCUCUGGCGCUCCUGUGGGUUGGGGAGGUAAAAUCAAGAAGGACUGAGUCACCUCACAGCCCUACAGCAGCCCUAACUGACCAGGUACUGGGAUCGGAGGACACCCACUUCUCCUGAACUGCUUAUCUUUUUUGUAGCUUUCAAUUUUUUGCUUUUAAAUGUUUUAAAAAUAUAUUUUAAAAUGUGUCUAUUUUUUUUUUUUUUUUUACAUAUACCAGUACUGUAUUUUUUGUCUUAAGUCCAACUUGUUUUAAAUAAAAUGUAAUAAAAUCAGAGCAUUAUUAAAAAACGGAACUGAAAACUAAGUAUUAUUAUAGUUUUCAUUUUAAUACUAUGUGCAUAUGAGUGCAGAUUUUUAAAAUAAAAGUC
Acipenser ruthenus (sterlet) is the source of this 4742-nucleotide messenger RNA. RefSeq lists its product as uncharacterized. The transcript is spliced from 15 exons. Gene Ontology annotation, biological process: regulation of neuroinflammatory response. Lineage: Eukaryota; Metazoa; Chordata; Actinopteri; Acipenseriformes; Acipenseridae. Gene Ontology annotation, molecular function: signaling receptor activity. Bases 77 to 3091 code for a protein of 1004 amino acids. The record is from RefSeq and is a predicted model, not a curated record.